Molecule: messenger RNA, 9261 nt
Organism: Jaculus jaculus (lesser Egyptian jerboa)
Lineage: Eukaryota; Metazoa; Chordata; Mammalia; Rodentia; Dipodidae
Gene: Col7a1
Product: collagen type VII alpha 1 chain
Exons: 119
Coding region: 130-8922 (2930 amino acids)
Molecular function (GO): protein binding; serine-type endopeptidase inhibitor activity
Source: RefSeq, a predicted model, not a curated record
UUCCCUGCCAGCGACCCGACUUGGAGCGGCGUCGUGGGGAGCCAGCAGACUCGCAGGCAAGGAAGGCCAGGAAGACUCGGGGUGGGGUCGCUGGGUUCCCACCAGCCCAAGGCGCGGGAGACAAGGGAGAUGAGGAUGCGGCUCCUGGUGGCCGCAGUCUUCGGAUUCCUGGUGGGGGCGCCCCCCGGAGCGUGGGCCCAACCUAGGGAGAGAGUGACCUGCACGCGGCUUUACUCCGCUGACAUCGUGUUCUUACUCGACGGCUCUUCCUCCAUCGGCCGCAACAACUUCCGGGAAGUGCGAGGCUUCCUGGAGGGGCUGGUGCUGCCUUUCACCGGGGCGGCCGGCGCGCAGGGGGUCCGCUUCGCCGCCGUGCAGUACAGCGAUGACCCGCAGACGGAGUUUGGCCUGGAUGCCCUGAGCUCCGGGAGUGAUGUGAUCCGUGCCAUUCGUGAGCUCAGCUACAAGGGGGGCAACACCCGGACAGGGGCCGCACUUCAUCAUGUGUCUGACCACGUCUUCCUGCCCCAUCUGGCCCGACCUGGCGUUCCCAAGGUCUGCAUCCUGAUCACAGACGGGAAGUCCCAGGACUUAGUAGAUACAGCUGCCCAGAAACUGAAGGGGCAGGGGGUCAAGCUGUUUGCUGUGGGAAUCAAGAAUGCUGACCCCGAGGAGCUGAAACGUGUAGCCUCGCAGCCGACCAAUGAUUUCUUCUUCUUCGUCAACGACUUCAGCAUCUUGCGGACACUGUUGCCUCUCGUUUCCCGGAGGGUGUGUACAAGUGCUGGAGGCGUGCCUGUGACUCUGCCUCCUGAUGACUCUACAUCUGGGCCCCGGGACCUGGUGCUGUCUGAGCCAGGCAGUCAGUCCUUGAGAGUACAGUGGACAGCAGCUAGUGGCCCCGUGACUGGCUACAAGGUUCAGUACACCCCUCUGACAGGGCUGGGACAGCCGUUGCCAAGUGAGCGGCGAGAGGUGAACAUCCCAGCUGGUGAGACCAGCAUGCAGCUGCAGGGUCUCCGGCCACUGACCGAGUACCAAGUGACUGUGGUUGCUCUCUAUGCCAACAGCAUUGGGGAGGCCGUGAGUGGAACAGCUAGGACCACUGCUGUAGAGAGGCUGGAACCAACAGUCCAGAACACCACAGCCAACAGCCUCCUGGUGGCCUGGCGGAGGGUGCCAGGUGCCACUGGCUACCGGGUGACAUGGCGGGCUCUCAGUGGUGGAGCCACACAGCAGCAGGAGCUGGGCCCAGGGCAUGGGUCAGUGUUGCUACGUAACCUUGAACCUGGCACGGACUAUGAAGUGACUGUGAGCACCCUGCUGGGCCGUAGCACGGGACCUGGCACUUCCCUGACCGCCCGCACUAACUCCUCUGUUAAGCAGACCCUGCACCCCAUCAUCUUGGACCCCACGUCUAUCCUCCUUUCCUGGAACUCGGUGCCUGAGGCCCGUGGCUACCGGCUGGAGUGGCAUCGUGAGAGUGGUCUGGAAUCCCCACAGAAAGUGGUGCUCCCCCCUGAUGUGACUCGCUACCGGUUAGAUGGGUUGCAGCCAGGCACUAAAUAUCGUCUCACACUCUACACGCUGCUGGAGGGCCGAGAGGUGGCUACCCCUGCAACUGUGGUUCCCACUGGGCCAGAGCGGCCAGUGGACCCUGUGAUGGAUCUACAAGCGACUGAGCUGCCUGGGCACCAAGUGCGAGUAUCCUGGAACCCAGUCCCUGGUGCCACUGAGUACCGCGUCACUGUGCGCAGCACCCAGGGGGUUGAACGGACCCUGUUGCUUCCUGGGAGCCAGACAGCCUUUGACUUGGACGAUGUUCGGGCAGGGAUCAGCUAUACUGUGCGAGUGUCUGCCCGAGUGGGCACCCGUGAGGGGGGUGCCAGUACGCUCACCAUCCGCCGAGAGCCAGAAACUCCACUCGCUGUCUCAGGGUUACAGGUCGUGGCAUCUGAUGCCACAAGAGUACGGGUGGCCUGGGGGCCUGUUCCUGGAGCCAGUGGAUUUCGGAUCAGCUGGAGAACAGGCAGUGGUCCAGAGUCCAGCCAAACAUUGCCCCCGGACACCACUGCCACGGACAUCUUGGGGCUGCAGCCUGGAACCUCCUACCAAGUGUCCGUGUCAGCCCUUCGAGGAAGGGAAGUGGGACCCCCUGCGAUCACUGUGGCUCGAACUGACGCACUGGGCCCUGUGAGGACAGUUCGUGUCACUCAGGCUGGCAGCUCAUCUGUCACCAUUGCCUGGACCAGGGUUCCUGCUGCCACAGGAUACAGGGUUUCCUGGCGCUCGGGCCAUGGCCCAGAGAAAUUUCAGCUGGUUUCCGGGGAGACCACAGUGGCCGAAGUAGAUGGUCUGGAGCCAGACACUGAAUAUACAGUGAGCGUGAGGGCCCAUGUAGCUGGAGUGGAUGGACCGCCUGCCUCGGUGGGUGUAAGGACUGCUCCCGAGCCUGUAGGCAGCGUGUCAAAAUUAGAAAUCCUCAAUGCUUCCAGCGAUGUUCUACGCGUCACCUGGGUAGGGGUCACUGGAGCCACAGCUUACAGACUGGCCUGGGGCCGAAGUGAAGGUGGCCCCACGAGUCACCAGAUGCUCCCGGGGCACACGGACUCUGCGGAGAUAAGGGGUCUCGAAGGUGGAGUCAGCUACUCGGUGCGAGUGACUGCACUUGUCGGGGACCGAGAGGGCGCACCCGUAUCCAUCGUGGUCACCACGCCUCCCGCGGCUCCCGCUUCUCUGGACACCCUUCAAGUGGUGCAGCGGGGGGAGCACUCGCUGUGGCUGCGCUGGGAACCGGUGCCCGGGGCGCAUGGCUACCGUCUGCGUUGGCAGCCUGAGGGUGGCCAGGAACAGUCCUGGAUCUUGGGACCUGAAUCUAGUAGCUAUCAUCUGGAUGGAUUGGAGCCAGCAACACUGCAUCGCGUGUGGCUCAGUGUCCUGGGGCCAGCUGGAGAAGGACCCCCCAGGGAGGUGACUGCACGUACUGAAUCCCCUCAUGUCCCAAGCACUGAACUACGUGUGGUGGACACCUCCAUUGACUCAGUGACUCUGGCCUGGAACCCAGUAUCUGGGGCAUCCAACUACAUUUUAUCCUGGCGGCCGUUCAGACGCACCGGCUGGGAAGUGCCUGGAGCUCCACAGACUCUGCCGGGGACUUCCACGUCCCACCGAGUAACGGGCCUAGAACCUGGAGUCUCCUAUAGCUUUUCCCUGUCACCUGUCCAGAGGGGCAUACGGGGUCCCGAGGUCUCUGUCACACAGAAGCCAGUGUGUCGCCAUGGCCGGGUGGAUGUGGUGUUUCUGCUGCAUGCCACUCGAGACAAUGCUCACCAAGCCGAGACCAUGAGGCAGGUCCUGGAGCGGCUGGUGUCUGCACUUGGACCUCUUGGACCACAGGCCUCUCAGGUUGGCAUGUUGUCCUACAGUCACCGGCCCUCUCCACUCUUCCCACUGAAUAGCUCCCAUGACCUGGGCGUCAUCUUGCAGAAGAUCCGUGACAUCCCUUACGUGGACCCCAGUGGAAACAAUCUGGGCGCAGCUGUGAUCACAGCUCACAGACACCUGUUGGGGCCUGAUGCCCCUGGGCGCCGUCAGCAAGUGCCGGGGGUGAUGGUUCUGCUAGUGGACGAGACACUGAGAGGUGACAUCUUCAGCUCCAUCCGUGAGGUCCAGGCUUCUGGCCUCAAGGUGAUGAUAUUGGGUUUGGCGGGAGCUGACCUGGAGCAGCUGCGCCGCUUGGUGCCAGGAGUGGACCCUGUCCGGAACUUCUUUGCUGUGGACAGCGGUCCAAGCUUGGACCGGGCUGUCAGUGACCUGGCGGUCGUCUUGUGUCAGGAAGCCAUGACCACUCAGCCUCAGCCAGAGCCUUGUGCUGUCCAUUGUCCAAAAGGCCAGAAGGGGGAGCCUGGCGUGAUGGGCAUGAAAGGACAAUCUGGGCCUCCUGGUCCCCCUGGCCUCCCGGGCAGGACUGGUGCUCCUGGCCCCCAAGGCCCUCCUGGAAGUACCAGUGCAAAGGGAGAGAGGGGAUUGCCUGGACCAGAAGGGCCCCCAGGCAACCCCGGCCUCCCUGGGAUACCUGGUACUCCAGGCACGAAGGGCUCCCCAGGGUGGGCCGGCCCUCGUGGAGAACCGGGAGAGCGAGGACCUCGAGGCCCCAAGGGGGAGCCGGGAGAGCCUGGGCAGGUCUUUGGCGGUGAAGGAGCAGGGCUUCCUGGAAGAAAAGGGGACUCUGGACCUCCGGGCCCUCCAGGACUUCGUGGCCCCUUGGGGGACCCAGGACCCCGUGGGCCCCCGGGGCCCCCUGGAACAGCUGUGAAGGGUGACAAAGGUGAUCGUGGAGAACGGGGUCCCCCUGGAGCAGGCAUCGGUAGGACUGCACAAGGCGAGCCUGGGCUUCCGGGUCUUCCUGGAAGCCCUGGACCCCAAGGUCCGGUGGGCCCCUCUGGAGAGAAGGGAGAGAAGGGUGACUGUGAGCACGGAGCCCCAGGCCUUCCAGGACAAGCGGGGACCCCGGGCGCGCCGGGCCUUCGGGGAGUCCCAGGGAUUGCUGGCCCCAAAGGUGACCAAGGGUUAAGGGGGAGCCAGGGUGAGACUGGAGAAAAAGGUGAACGGGGAUCCCCUGGUCCAGUGGGACCCCAGGGGCUUCCUGGGGCUGCUGGACGUCCCGGACCUGAAGGUCCUGAGGGACCACCAGGACCCACUGGCCGCAGGGGAGAGAAGGGAGAGCCUGGUCGCCCUGGGGACCCUGCAGGGGGUCCCACUGGUGCUGGCGUCAAGGGAGAAAAGGGAGAUGUGGGACCCACUGGGCCCAGAGGAGCUGCUGGAAUCAAAGGGGAACAGGGACCACCUGGGUUGGCUCUUCCUGGAGACCCUGGCCCCAAGGGAAACCCUGGAGACCGGGGUCCCACUGGCCUCACUGGCAGAGCAGGACCUCCCGGUGACUCAGGGCCUCCUGGAGAAAAGGGAGAUCCUGGGCGGCCCGGGCCUGCAGGGCCUGCCGGCCCUCGAGGACGAGAUGGUGAAGUUGGAGAGAAAGGUGACGAGGGUCCCCAGGGUGACCCAGGUUUACCCGGAAAAGCAGGAGAGCGGGGCCUUCGGGGAUUACCUGGAACCCGGGGACCUGUGGGGGAGAAGGGAGACCAGGGAGAUCCCGGAGAGGACGGACGGAAUGGCAACCCUGGACCGUCGGGACCUAAGGGUGACCGUGGGGAGCCAGGUCUCCCGGGUCCCCCUGGACGCCUGGUUGACGUGGGACCUGGACCCAGAGAAAAGGGAGAGCCUGGCGACCGUGGACAGGAAGGUCCUCGAGGACCCAAAGGUGAACCUGGACCCCCUGGAACCUCUGGAGAGAGGGGUGCUGAUGGACUUCGAGGACCCCCAGGCCCACAGGGAGACCCGGGUGUGAGAGGCCCACCAGGAGAAAAGGGUGAUAGGGGCCCCCCUGGACUGGAUGGCCGGAAUGGGCUGGAUGGGAAACAAGGAGCGCCUGGCCCUCCGGGACUACAUGGUGCUGCGGGCAAAGCCGGGGACCCCGGGAGAGAUGGGCUUCCAGGCCUCCGAGGAGAACAUGGCCCUCCUGGUCCCCCUGGAGCACCGGGAAAGGCAGGCGAGGAUGGCAAGCCUGGCUCCAACGGGAAAAAUGGAGAACCUGGGGACCCUGGAGAAGAUGGGAGAAAGGGGGACAAGGGAGAUUCAGGCGCCCCUGGAAGAGAAGGCCCCGACGGCCCCAAGGGCGAGCGUGGAUCUCCUGGUAACCCUGGUCCUCAGGGUCCUCCAGGUCUCCCCGGACAGGUCGGUCCUCCUGGCCAGGGUUUUCCUGGUGUCCCAGGAAGUGUGGGCCCCAAGGGUGACCGUGGGGAGACUGGCUCCAAAGGGGAACAGGGCCUCCCUGGAGAACGUGGCCUACGAGGAGAGCCCGGGAGCUUGCCGAGUGUGGAGCGGUUGCUGGAAACUGCUGGCAUCAAGGCGUCUGCUCUCAGAGAGAUCGUAGAGACCUGGGAUGAGAGCUCUGGCAGCCUUCUGCCUCUGGCUGAACGGCAUCGGGGCCCCAAGGGGAGCCCAGGCGAGCGGGGUCUCCCAGGCAAGGAGGGCUCUAUUGGCUUUCCUGGAGAGCGUGGGCUGAAGGGGGAUCGUGGAGACCCUGGUCCUCAGGGGCCUCCUGGUCUGGCCCUUGGGGAGAGGGGCCCUCCCGGACCACCCGGCCUUGCUGGGGAACCUGGGAAGCCUGGCAUCCCCGGGCUCCCGGGCCAGGCUGGGGCUGCUGGAGAGGCAGGAAGGCCAGGAGAGAGGGGAGAACGGGGAGAGAAAGGAGACCGUGGAGAACAGGGCAGAGAUGGCCUUCCUGGACCACCUGGCCCUCCUGGCCCUAAGGUGACGAUAGAUGAGUCAGGCCCCGGAUUCUCUAGAGAACAAGGACCCCCUGGACUUAAGGGUGCUAAGGGGGAGCCAGGCAGUGAUGGUGGCCCUGGACCCAAAGGAGACAGGGGUGCACCAGGAACCAAGGGAGACCAGGGAGAACCUGGGAAGAGGGGUCAUGAUGGCAACCCGGGUCUGCCAGGGGAGCGUGGCGUGGCUGGGCCUGAAGGAAAGCCGGGUCUGCAGGGCCCGAGGGGGAACGCUGGCCCGGCAGGUAGCCAUGGAGACCCCGGGCCACCUGGUGCUCCGGGUCUUGCCGGCCCUUCAGGACCCCAAGGACCUUCUGGCCUGAAGGGAGAGCCUGGAGAGACGGGACCCCCAGGACGGGGCCUGCCUGGACCUACUGGAGCUGUGGGACUUCCUGGUCCUCCUGGUCCUUCAGGCCUUGUGGGUCCUCAGGGGUCGCCAGGUUUGCCUGGACAAGUGGGGGAGACAGGGAAGCCGGGACCCCCAGGUCGUGAUGGUGCCAGUGGAAAGGAUGGAGACCGAGGAAGUCCUGGCGUCCCAGGGUCACCGGGUCUGCCCGGCCCUGUUGGACCUAAAGGAGAACCUGGAUCCAUGGGGGCUCCUGGACAGGUGGUGAUUGGGCCCCCUGGAGCGAAAGGAGAGAAGGGAGCCCCAGGAGACCUUGCUGGACACCUGCUGGGUGAGCCGGGGGCCAAAGGUGAUCGAGGACUGCCAGGGCCACGGGGCGAGAAGGGUGAAGCUGGCCGUGCAGGGGAACCUGGAGAUCCUGGGGAAGAUGGCCAAAAAGGAGCUCCAGGACUCAAAGGUCACAAGGGUGAGCCAGGAAUUGGUAUCCAGGGCCCACCUGGGCCAACUGGUCCUCCAGGCAUAAAGGGAGACUUGGGCCCCCCUGGUGCCCCUGGUGCUCCGGGUGUUGUUGGAUUCCCUGGUCAGACAGGACCUCGAGGGGAGAUGGGCCAGCCGGGCCCUGUUGGAGAGCGGGGUCUGGCAGGUCCCCCAGGGAGAGAAGGUGCCCCAGGCGUGUUGGGGCCACCUGGGCCACCGGGACCAGUGGGAGCACCUGGGGCCGCUGGACUCAAAGGAGACAAGGGAGAGCCUGGAGCAGGGCUGCCUGGUCCCCGAGGCGAGCGUGGGGAGCCAGGUGUCCGGGGUGAAGAUGGCCACCCCGGCCAGGAGGGACCCCGAGGACUCAUGGGACCCCCCGGAAGCCGGGGAGAGCGAGGGGAGAAGGGUGACGCCGGAACCGCAGGGCAAAAGGGUGACAAGGGUGACUCAGCUGUGAUUGUGGGGCCUCCAGGGCUACCAGGUGCCAAAGGGGACAUGGGUGAACGAGGGCCUCGGGGCCUAGAUGGUGACAAAGGACCCCGGGGGGACAGUGGAAGUCCUGGUGAAAAGGGCUCCAAAGGAGAGCCUGGUGACAAGGGUUCGACUGGAUCCGUGGGAGUUCGAGGACCCACAGGACCCCAGGGUGAGCCUGGUGCUGCAGGAAUCCCCGGGGAGCCGGGAGCCCCAGGAAAAGAUGGAGCCCCUGGCUUCCGAGGCGACAAAGGAGAUAUUGGCUUCAUGGGUCCCCGAGGUCUUAAGGGUGAACGGGGCCCCAAGGGAGCCUGUGGCCUCGAUGGAGAGAAGGGAGACAAGGGAGAAGCUGGUCUCCCAGGCCGCCCUGGGCUAGUGGGACGGAAAGGAGAUAUGGGGGAGCCUGGUAUGCCAGGCCAGUCUGGAGCUCCUGGAAAGGAGGGUCUGAUUGGUCCCAAGGGUGACCGAGGCUUUGAUGGGCAGUCAGGACCCAAGGGUGACCAAGGAGAGAAAGGGGAGAGGGGGCCUCCAGGAACUGGGGGCUUCCCGGGUCCCAGAGGUAAUGAUGGCUCUAGUGGCCCCCCAGGGCCACCUGGCAGUAUUGGUCCCAAAGGCCCUGAAGGACUUCAGGGUCAGAAGGGUGAGCGAGGUCCCCCCGGAGAGCAUGUGGUAGGCGCUCCAGGGGCACCUGGAACCCCUGGUGAGAGAGGAGAACAGGGCCAGCCAGGGCCCCCUGGCCCCCGUGGGGAGAAGGGAGAAGCUGCUCUUACGGAAGAUGACAUUCGGGGCUUUGUGCGUCAGGAGAUGAGUCAGCAUUGCGCCUGCCAGGGCCAGUUUAUGGCGUCUGGAUCACGACCCCUCCCCAGUUAUGCUGCAGACACAGCUGGCCCCCAGCUCCAGCGUGUACCUGUGCUCCGGGUCUCCCACGUAGAAGAGGGCCAGGUGCCCCCUGAAGACGAUGACGAGUUCUCUGAGUACGCUGUGUAUUCUGUGGAGGAAUACCAGGACCCCGAAAUCCCUUUGGACGGUGAUGAUCCCUGCUCCCUACCGCUGGAUGAGGGCUCCUGUACUGCCUACACCCUGCGCUGGUACCACCGGGCUGUGCCCGGCGGCACGGCCUGCCAUCCUUUCGUGUACGGUGGCUGUGGAGGGAACGCCAAUCGUUUUGGGACCCGUGAGGCCUGUGAGCGCCGCUGCUCACCCCACGGGGUCCAGAGCCGCAGCGCAGGUGCUGCCCAGGGCUGAGGCCCAGAUGACGAGGUGACAGACAGUCAGCGUCCCCCCGGAGGAAUCGGGGCUCCUCAGGGUCCUGCUGUCCUCUUCUUGGUGCUAGAGGCCUGUGUGCACGUGAGCGUGUAUACGCGAGUUCAGUGACUGGGUCCUGCGGGUCUAGCCAGUCCCCCCUGUGGACAAAUCCCCAUUGUGUCUCGUGCCCCCCCCAGCGGAUGACGCACUGUUUUGGGGGGGUGGCUGUGGGCAGUGAGCGGAUGUGACUGGUGUGUGACCCGCCCCUUGACACAAGCCUGUGAUGCCAUGGUGCUGAUGGGGGGGGGGGGGUUAUUAAAGCUGCUAUUUUAAAAGGCC